Molecule: messenger RNA, 9071 nt
Organism: Homo sapiens (human)
Lineage: Eukaryota; Metazoa; Chordata; Mammalia; Primates; Hominidae
Gene: FAAH2
Product: fatty acid amide hydrolase 2
Exons: 8
Coding region: 150-1190 (346 amino acids)
Cellular component (GO): membrane; lipid droplet
Molecular function (GO): N-(long-chain-acyl)ethanolamine deacylase activity; fatty acid amide hydrolase activity
Source: RefSeq, a predicted model, not a curated record
GAUAAACAAGCUCCUGUGGAAUUGUGGGUAGACACUGGACUUGUAAACGAAAAGCUUCAUAAGUCCCUCUUUGCUUAGUACUUUUCUCGUCCUUUCCCCAGGGUGCACGUAACCCUCAAGCACUAGGACCGUGCGGAAUCCAGGCUGCGAUGGCACCUUCAUUUACCGCCCGCAUUCAGUUGUUCCUCUUGCGGGCGCUAGGCUUUCUCAUAGGCUUAGUAGGCCGAGCAGCUUUAGUCUUAGGGGGUCCAAAGUUUGCCUCAAAGACCCCUCGGCCGGUGACUGAACCAUUGCUUCUGCUUUCGGGGAUGCAGCUGGCCAAGCUGAUCCGACAGAGAAAGGUGAAAUGUAUAGAUGUUGUUCAGGCUUAUAUCAACAGAAUCAAGGACGUGAACCCAAUGAUCAAUGGAAUUGUCAAGUACAGGUUUGAGGAAGCGAUGAAGGAGGCUCAUGCUGUAGAUCAAAAGCUUGCAGAGAAGCAGGAAGAUGAAGCCACCCUGGAAAAUAAAUGGCCCUUCCUUGGGGUUCCUUUGACAGUCAAGGAAGCUUUCCAGCUACAAGGAAUGCCCAAUUCUUCUGGACUCAUGAACCGUCGUGAUGCCAUUGCCAAAACAGAUGCCACUGUGGUGGCAUUACUGAAGGGAGCUGGUGCCAUUCCUCUUGGCAUAACCAACUGUAGUGAGUUGUGUAUGUGGUAUGAAUCCAGUAACAAGAUCUAUGGCCGAUCAAACAACCCAUAUGAUUUACAGCAUAUUGUAGGUGGAAGUUCUGGUGGUGAGGGCUGCACACUGGCAGCUGCCUGCUCAGUUAUUGGUGUGGGCUCUGAUAUUGGUGGUAGCAUUCGAAUGCCUGCUUUCUUCAAUGGUAUAUUUGGACACAAGCCUUCUCCAGGUGUGGUUCCCAACAAAGGUCAGUUUCCCUUGGCUGUGGGAGCCCAGGAGUUGUUUCUGUGCACUGGUCCUAUGUGCCGUUAUGCUGAAGACCUGGCCCCCAUGUUGAAGGUCAUGGCAGGACCUGGGAUCAAAAGGUUAAAACUAGACACAAAGGUACAUUUAAAAGACUUAAAAUUUUACUGGAUGGAACAUGAUGGAGGCUCAUUUUUAAUGUCCAAAGUGGACCAAGAUCUCAUUAUGACUCAGAAAAAGCUUAUUACGUGGAAGCAAUGGAAGACAAAGAAGGCCCUUACAUAAUGGUAAAGGGAUCAAUUCAACAAGAAGAGCUAACUACCCUAAAUAUAUAUGCACCCAAUACAGGAGCACCCAGAUUCAUAAAGCAAGUCCUUAGAGACCUACAAAGAGACAGACUCCCACACAAUAAUAAUGGGAGACUUUAACACGCCACUGUCAACAUUAGACAGAUCAAUGAGACAGAAAAUUAGCAAGGAUAUCCAGGAAUUGAAUUCAGCUCUGCACCAAGCAGACCUAAUAGACAUCUACAGAACUCUCCACCCCAAAUCAACAGAAUGUACAUUCUUCUCAGCACCAAACCACACCUAUUCCAAAAUUGACCACAUAGUUGGAUGUAAAGCACUCCUCAGCAAACGUAAAAGAACAGAAAUUAUAACAAACUGUCUCUCAGACCAUAGUGCAAACAAACUAGAACUCAGGAUUAAGAAACUCGCUCAAAACCGCUUAACUACAUGGAAACUGAACAACCUGCUCCUGAAUCACUACUGGGUACAUAACGAAAUGAAGGCAGAAAAAAAGAUGUUCUUUGAAACCAACGAGAACAAAGACACAACAUACCAGAAUCUCUGGGACACAUUUAAAGCAAUGUGUAGAGGGAAAUUUUUAGCACUAAAUGCCCACAAGAGAAAGCAGGAAUGAUCUAAAAUUGGCACUCUAACAUCACAAUUAAAAGAACUAGAGAAGCAAGAGCAAACACAUUCAAAAGCUAGCAGAAGGCAAGAAAUAACUAAGAUCAGAGAAGAACUGAAGGAGAUAGAGACAUAAAAAACCCUUCAUAAAAUCAAUGAAUCCAGAUGCUGGUUUUUUGACAAGAUCAACAAAAUUGAGAGACCGCUGGCAAGACUAAUAAAGAAGGAAAGAGAGAAGAAUCAAAUAGACGCAAUAAAAAAUUAUGAAGGGGAUAUCACCACCAAUCCCACAGAAGUACAAACUACCAUCACAGAAUACUAUAAACAUCUCUAUGCAAAUAAACUAGAAAAUCUAGAAGAAAUGGAUAAAUUCCUGGACACAUACACCCUCCCAAGACUAAACCAGGAAGAAGUUGAAUCUCUGAAUAGACCAAUAACAGGCUCUGAAACUGAGGCCAUAAUUAAUAGCCUAGCAACCAAAAAAAGUCCAGGAGCAGACAGAUUCACAGCCAAAUUCUACCAGAGGUACAAGGAGGAGCUGGUACCAUUCCUUCUGAAACUAUUCCAAUCAAUAGAAAAAGAGGGAAUCCUCCCUAACUCAUUUUAUGAGGCCAGCAUCAUCCUGAUACCAAAGCCUGGCAGAGACACAACCAAGAAAGAGAAUUUUAGGCCAAUAACCCUGAUGAACAUCGAUGCAAAAAUCCUAAAUAAAAUACUGCCAAACCGAAUCAAGCAACACAUCAAAAAGCUUAUCCACCAUGAUCAAGUGGGCUUCAUCCCUGGGAUGCAAGGCUGGUUUAACAUACGCAAAUCAAUAAACGUAAUCCAGCAUAUAAACAGAACCAAAGACAAAAACCACAUGAUUAUCUCAAUAGAUGCAGAAAAGGCCUUUGACAAAAUUUAACAACACUUCAAGCUAAAAGCUCUCAAUAAAUUAGGUAUUGAUGGGACGUAGCUCAAAAUAAUAAGAGCUAUCUAUGACAAACCCACAGCCAAUAUCAUACUGAAUGGCAAAAACUGGAAGCAUUCCCUUUGAAAACUGGCACAAGACAGCGAUGCUGUCUCUCACCACUCCUAUGCAACAUAGUGUUGGAAGUUCUGGUCAGGGAAAUCAGGCAGCAGAAGGAAAUAAAGGGUUUUCAACUAGAAAAGAGGAAGUCAAAUUGUCCCUGUUUGCUGAUGACAUGAUUGUAUAUCUAGAAAACUCCAUCUUCUCAGCCCAAAAUCUCCUUAAGCUGAGAAGCAACUUCAGCAAAGACUCAGGAUACAAAAUCAAUGUGCAAAAAUCACAAGCAUUCUUAUACACCAGUAACAGAAACAGAGAACCAAAUCAUGAGUGAACUCCCAUUCACAAUUGCUUCAAAGAGAAUAAAAUACCUGGGAAUCCAACUUGCAAGGGAUGUGAAGGACCUCUUCAAGGAGAACUACAAAUUACUGCUCAAUGAAAUAAAAGAGGAUACAAACAACUGGAAGAACAUUCCAUGCUCAUGGAUAGGAAAAAUCAAUAUCAUGAAAAUGGUCAUACUGCCCAAGGUAAUUUAUAGAUUCAAUGCCAUCCCUAUCAAGCUACCAAUGACUUUCUUCACAGAAUUGGAAAAAGCUACUUUGAAGUUCAUAUGGAACCAAAAAAGAGCCCACAUUGCCAAGUCAAUCCUAAACCAAAAGAACAAAGCUGGAGGCAUCAUGCUACCUGACUUCAAACUAUACUGGAAGACUACAGUAACCAAAACAGCAUGGUACUGGUACCAAAACAGAGAUAUAGCCCAAUGGAACAGAACAGAGCCCUCAGAAAUAAUGCCACACAUCUACAGCUAUCUGAUCUUUGACAAGCCUGACAAAAACAAGAAAUGGGGAAACAAUUCCCUAUUUAACAAAUGGUGCUGGGAAAACUGGCUAGCCAUAUGUAGAAAGCUGAAACUGGAUCCCUUCCUUACACCUUAUACAAAAAUUAAUUCAAGAUGGAUUAAAGACUUAAAUGUUAGACCUAAAACCAUAAAAACCCUAGAAGAAAACCUAGGCAAUACCAUUCAGGACAUAGGCAUGGGCAAGAACUUCAUGUCUAAAACACCAAAAGCAAUGGCAACAAAAGCCAAAAUUGACAAAUGGGAUCUAAUUAAACUCAAGAGCUUCUGCACAGCAAAAGAAACUACCAUCAGAGUGAACAGGCAACCUACAGAAUGGGAGAAAAUUUUUGCAAUCUACUCAUCUGACAAAGAGCUAACAUCCAGAAUCUACAAUGAACUCAAACAAAUUUACAAGAAAAAAACAAACAACCCCAUCAAAAAGUGGGCAAAGGAUAUGAACAGACACUUCUCAAAAGAAGACAUUUAUGCAGCCAAAAGACACAUGAAAAAAUACUCAUCAUCACUGGCCAUCAGAGAAAUGCAAAUCAAAACCACAAUGAGAUACCAUCUCACACCAGUUAGAAUGGCAAUCAUUAAAAAGUCAGGAAACAACAGGUGCUGGAGAGGAUGUGGAGAAAUAGGAACACUUUUACACUGUUGGUGAGACUGUAAACUAGUUCAACCAUUGUGGAAGUUAGUGUGGGGAUUCCUCAGGGAUCUAGAACUAGAAAUACCAUUUGACCCAGCCAUCCCAUUAGUGGGUAUAUACCCAUAAAGACACAUGCUAUUCACAAUAGCAAAGACUUGGAACCAACCCAAAUGUCCAACAAUGAUAGACUGGAUUAAGAAAAUGUGGCACAUAUACACCAUGGAAUACUAUGCAGCCAGAAAAAAUGAUGAGUUCAUGUCAUUUGUAGGGACAUGGAUGAAGCUGGAAACCAUUAUUCUCAGCAAACUAUCACAAGGACAGAAAACCAAAUACCGCAUGUUUUCACUCAUAGGUGGGAAUUGUACAAUGAGAAUACUUGGACACAGGAAGGGGAACAUCACACACCAGGGCCUGUUGUGGGGUGGGGGGAGUGGGGAAGGAUAGCAUUAGGAGAUAUACCUAAUGUGAAUGAUGAGUUAAUGGGUGCAGCACACCAACAUGGCACAUGUAUACAUAUGUAACAAACCUGCAUGUUGUGCACAUGUACCCUAAGACUUAAAGUAUAAUAAAAAAAAAAAAAAAAGACAUGUAAAACUAGAAGAAACUUGAUUGUGGUAAAAGAUGGCUUUUAUAUUCUAUCUUUGUUUUCUGCCACCAUGAAAAAAUGCCUGUGACUCAAUAACUUAUAAAGAAUAAAAAUUUAUUUCUCACACACCUGAAGACAGGAAAGUCCAAGAUCAAGGUUCUGGCAGGUUCAGUGUCUGGUGAGGGCCAUCUUACUGCCUUCUCCAGAGGGGAGAAACAUGGCAGAAGGGUGGAAGAGACAGCUGCUAAGGCUGCAUAAAGCCUUUGUAAAAAUGGCUGUAAUGGCAUUAACUAGGGCAGCCCUCAUGGCCUAAUCACUUCUUUAGGGCCCCCCUCUUAAUAAUAAUGCAUUAGCAACACCUGAAUUUUGGAGGCGAUCUAUUCAAACCAUAGGUCAGGACAUCCAGGCCAUCCUGGCUAACACGGUGAAAUCCCGUCUCUACUAAACAAAAUACAAAAAAUUAGCCGGGCGCGGUGGCGGGCGCCUGUAGUCCCAGCUACUCGGGAGGCUGAGGCAGGAGAAUGGCGUCAACCCGGGAGGCGGAGCUUGCAGUGAGUGAAGAUCGCACCACUGCACUCCAGCCUGGGCGACAGAGUGAGACUCCGUUAAAAAAAAAAAAAAAUAGCAUAAGUGGAUACAUUACUGUGUUACUAGAUUUGAAAGUCAUGUUAUAAAAUUAUACGUUAUUUUUAAAUCUAUAGGGAAAAUGUAAUUCAUAUAAAAACUCAGUGGAUUUUUAAAUUUCUUUUUGUAAUGCUUAAUGAGGAUAAAAGAAAAGUGAGAUCUUCAUAAGUUAUAAGCCCAGAAACAGAAUUUCUUCCUAUAUUAAUUUUUACGUGUAUUAAGAUAGCUUCACAUAUCUGAAUUAAUAAUAUCUAAAUGAAAGAAAUCAUAGAAAAUACUGCCAAUAAAAAUGAUAGAGGAUUAUUAACAGGCUAUAACCUAUUAUAAGAGAAAUACCACCAGGGACAUAGGUAAAGGAGAAAGGUAAAUUAUAAAAGAAGUUAUAUAAGUGAACAAUAAAAACACAAGAAAUGUUAAGACUUAUAAGUAAUUAAAGGAAAAACUAUAGAAAAAUUAAGGUACUAUACCUUCGUUGCUUGGGUUGAUAAACCAUAGAAUGCUAGUGGCAAAGCAAAUUGGUACUUUCCUGGCGAGCUGGAGGAUAAAUGCAAAAUUAUGAAGCCAGGAGCAGGAGGAAAAAAGUAAGUGAAUGGAAGUAAAUUACUUACAUUGAACUUUUAGUCCAAUGUAAUUUGCUCUCACAGUAGAAUUACCUCCCUUCCUGUUCUGUAGCUUUAGCAAAAAUUCUAAUAACUUAAUGUACAGACUCUUCAUUACCAAAUUCUCUAGCCAAUUUAAUAUUCUGACCCCAAACCCUUCCCUUUACGGUAUUAAAACCAUAUUUUUGCUGGCCUGAAAUUCAUGUGUAUGAAAAGCCAAUUUUCCUAAAUGGGUUUUUUCACUGUUGAUACUAAUCAAGAGUCUCACUGUUAUUGAAACUUUCUCUGCAGUGUCAGAAGUGACAGUGUUGCAGACCUCAUCACCUGUUGGCAUCAGGUAGCAGGGAGAGCUAUCACAGAAUAGUUUAGUUUGAAAUAAUAGUUUAAAAUAGUCACAUGCUAAAAAAGAGACAGAUUGAAAUACAUGUGAAUUCAUUUAGGAGUUUCAUUUCAUAUUGGAUAAGUUUAGAACAGGCUCUAGUGAAGAUUGGUGUAUGGAAUACAAGGAUCUAUACUACUGUUGUAUGCUUUACAAGUUGGUUCCAUAAGAGAAAUUUUAUAACCUAAAUAUUUUUCCAGAAAGCAUUUUAUAAAAUUCAGAUGUCUGUUUCUGAUUAAAAAUUAUUUUUUGCCAUACUAUGUUCUUUUUAUAUUAUAUGCAUGAAAUCCAGGGCAAUCUCUUUAAAAUAUAAAGUUAGAUAAGCAUGCUAACCAUCACCAUUAUUAUUUAUAGAAAGUAUGCCAAGGAUAAAUUAGAAAUAAGAGGUAUGACUAUGAAAAAAGACAAAUCAAUAAUUAUUUAUAGAUUAAGAUAUGAGUAUAUUCUUGUAAAACUCAAGGAGUGCUAUUUUAAAACUCUUAGAAUAAAUGAGUUCAACCUAAAAUAGGAUGUACGAUGAAAAUGAGAAAAACCAUAGCUAACAUAUCAGCAAUAACCAGAUAAAAAGUAGAAUGAGGAAAACAGAGAAGACAAACAGAAAAUCCUACAAAAUGCCUACAGACUCUAAAAAUAAGGUUGUAGAACCUACCAGAGAAAAAUUACAGAACUUUACUAAGAGUCCUAAAAUGAGUUUUGAAUAAAAAAAGAAACUUAGUUUUAUAGCUUGAGUUGUUGGUGGAUAGAUCCCAUAGCCUAUAUAAUCCCUGUCACUGGGAUUACAAAUAUCAUUCCAUUUUAUAAAGUUCCUAGGCACACUCCAAAAUUCCAUCACAGUGAUAAAUGCAUUUCUGAAACACCAACAGGCCUGCUGUUCUAUAAUCUGUCAUUGCAUAAAUUAAUUUAUGUAUCUUUGUUUCUGUAUAUUUUCUGAAAAGGAGGAAGUGGAGGAACAUGAGAAUGAGUGAUGUGUGUAUCUGAGGAGGGAGGAGGUAAAUAGAGAAAGACAUUAUUACAUCAUUGGAGGUGGGGUAAGGAUGUGUGCCACCUCCACCAUUCCCAAGCUAUUGUCAGAAAAAUACCAUGUUUUAGGACAGGAUGGCUAUAUUUUAUAGCAAUUAAAAUCAAAUUAGCAACUUUUAUUAUGGAAGUUGAGAAAAUGAUGUUAAGGUUCUCCUGUCAGAAUAAAUAGCCAAGAAGAAAUGAAAACUUUUGACUCAGGAGAAUAAAAAUAUUAAGGAUUUAGUAUUCCAGAAUUUUAAUAUGGCAUAAUACAUUUAAAUAUUUCUCUAAAGUUAAUAACUUUAUAUAGCAAUUUGAACUUUAUCCACUUUCAGGUUCAAUAUAAAGAGGGAGCUUUUUUGAUUUUGUAGCAGAAACUCAAUAGUUGCUAACUGAUGUUGGUCUGUAAUUCUUUCUAAGUCAGAAUAAAAGGAAAGGAGUUAGGACAUCAAACUUUGUGGGGGAUAUUUUAUAAUCCAGGUCUUUUUAUCAUUUCUAUAUUUCCUAGCAACACCUUACUUUUACCUAUUUUGUAGAAAAAUAUGCCAAGGCCUUGUGUGCUGUUGGAUUUUUUUAUUAGCAGAUUUUAUUUUUAGAACAGUUAUAUAUUUACCAAAAGAUUGAGCAGAUAGUACAGUGUCCAUGGGUAGCCCCUCUUUCUUUCACUAGUAGGGUACAUGUUUCAUGACUGAUGAAACAAUAUUGAUAUAUUAUUAACUAAACUCCAUAGUUUACAUUAGUGUUUAUAUUGUACAGUUUUACAGCAUUUGACAAAUGCAUAAUGCCAUGUAACUAUCAUUACAAUAUCAUACAGAAUAGUAGUUUUUACCACUCAAAAAACUUCUGUGCAUCACUUAUUUAUUCAUACAUUCUCUCCACUCCUACUGGAAACCACAGAUUUUUUACUGUCUUUAUACUUUUGCCUUUCCCCUAAUAUCAUAUAUUUAGAAUCUAAAUUAUGUAACCGUUUUAUACUUGCUUCUUUCACAUUGAAAUACGCAUUUAAGUUCCCUCCAUGUCUUUUCGUGGCUUGGUAACUCUUUUUAUCUCUGAAUAAUAUUUCAUUUUAAGGAUGUGCCACCAUUUUUUACCUAUUUACCUAGUAAAGGACAUCUUGGUUGUUUCAAAAUAUUGUUAUCUUUGAACAAAAGCUGUUAUAAUCAUUUAUGUGCACCUUUUCCAUAGACAUGUUUUCUAUUCAAUUAGGUAGUACCAAGGAACACAAUAUACUUUGCUUUGUUAGAAAUCUUGAGAUUGUCUUCCAAAGUGGGUUUGUUAUGGUACUCCAGAGAAGCAGAAGAAAUUCCUUCUGCUUCUCUGGAGUACCCUAAUUUUAGUACCCUUACACACACACAUACACACGCACACACACACACACCUACACACACACACACAUAUAUAUAUAUACAUAUAUAAUAUAUAAUGACUAAUACAAAUGAAAGUUUGUACCCUCUGACCAAUAUAGCUUUAUUUCAUCCCCUUACCCCACCCCAAUUCCUGGCAACUACGAUUCUACUCUCUACUUCUAGGAAUUUGACUUUUUUAGAUUACAUAAAUAAAUGAUAUUAUAAAACA